AUUUUGAGGAUCAGAGCAAUGGUGUGAACUGGGACUCUGGAGUUCUCAUUUCCAUCUGGGUCAGAUUGCAGAAACACUUUCCCUUCCACACUGAUCCUCUCCUAGAACCGGGGCCUGACCUGAGUCUGUGACUCACGGGGCAGGGCUGGGCUUGUGCGAGACGGGGAGGUGUGGAGGGCAGGCAGUGAUGUAUAAGUGGACCGGUCUGCCGGCCCCAACUCAUGUCCUGAGUGGACUGCCCAGGACACAGCCUCCUCCCAGCCUCCUCCCGGCCUCCUCUGCGGUGGAACAGCAUGUUGCUGAUCCUUCUGUUCCUGUUCUUCCUGCUGGCGGGCAUGCUCCUGGCCAUGGUCUCGGUGUGGGUUUUCUGCACCGAGUUCCUCACCGUGGACGUCCCUGCGGGCAUCAACCGCCCCAUAAGAUUGCGGCUCCUCCAUUGUGUCUUUCAGCUGUUGCUGAUGUGGGGCACUGUUUUAGAGAAGCUGAGGAUCUGCUCUAUGCCCCAGUUUUUCCGUUUCAUGCACGAUCUGCCCCCGCUCAAGAACGACCCUGAGGUCGUGGUCACGGACCUCUGCUUCGGGACCAUCCCGGUGAAGCUGUACCAGCCCAAGGCGACCUCCUGCUCCAGCAGGCCGGGCAUCGUGUUCUACCACGGAGGCGGGGGCCUCAUAGGGAGCCUGAGGACCCACCAUGGCAUCUGCCGUCAGCUGUGCAAGGAGAGCGACUCCGUGGUUCUGUCGGUCGGGUACCGCAUGAUCCCCCAGUGCAGGUUUCCAGUUUUGGGAAGAGACUCCAUCUGCGCCACCAUCCACUUCCUGAGGUCCCUGAAGCUGUACGGGGUGGAUCCAGCCCGCGUCGUGGUCUAUGGUGACAGUGUGGGAGGGGGGAUGGCAUCUAUAGUCUGCCAAAACCUCCUGUGCUAUCCAGACCUCCCCAAGAUCCGUGCCCAGGUCCUUGUCUACCCCGCUCUCCAAGGUAUUGACUUCCAGAGCCCGUCCUAUCAGCAGAACAAGAACGUCCCGUUGCUCAGUCUGGACUUCGGCUUCUACUGUUGGUGCAACUACCUGAGCAUCAACCCCGCGUGGAAAAGCGUCGUCCUGCAAAAUGCCCACAUGCCCCCGGAGGUCUGGGCAAAGUAUCAGAAGUGGCUGGGGGCAGAGAACAUCCCCAAGAGGUUUAAGACCAGAGGCUACCAGCCCCAGACCCCCGGGCCCCUGAACGAGGACGCCUACCAGGAGUGCCUCCUGGCCCUGGACGUCAUGACCUCGCCCCUGCUCGCGGAGGACGACGUGGUGUCGCGGCUCCCAGAAACCUGCAUCGUCAGCUGCGAGCACGACGUUCUCCGGGACCACGCGCUGCUCUACAAGAAGAGGCUGGAGGACCUGGGUGUCCGGGUGACCUGGCACCACGUGGAGGACGGCUUCCAUGGGGUGCUCUCCUGCCUCGACAUGACAUUCUUCUCCUUCCCCUGCUCCAGGAAGAUCCUGGACGCCACGGUCCGCUUCAUAAAUGGCUUGUGACCUGCUCCCCGGCCUGCUGCCACGACCAGAGUGUGGACUCUGCCUCUCCUGGUUCUCAACGGGUGAGGACAUUCUCUCUGGUGUGGACAUUGAUGUCGUUGAGCGGUCUCAGGAGGGAGUCAAGGUCACCAUCUCCUUCUUGCUCCAGAGUUAGAACCACAGCUGCAUGUUUCUGACAUCUGAAGGGAGAACAGGAGGACAGACAGAGUUGGGGGUGGGGAGUACCGAGGAGGGGGGGUUUUCUGCCUU
Molecule: messenger RNA, 1769 nt
Organism: Talpa occidentalis (Iberian mole)
Lineage: Eukaryota; Metazoa; Chordata; Mammalia; Eulipotyphla; Talpidae
Product: arylacetamide deacetylase-like 3
Exons: 4
Coding region: 294-1520 (408 amino acids)
Cellular component (GO): membrane
Molecular function (GO): carboxylic ester hydrolase activity
Source: RefSeq, a predicted model, not a curated record